UCACAGCACCCCCUAGUGGCGCUACACCAAAUUAACAUAGAAAUACACAAAUGUAGAAACAGAAGUGUGACAGUUACAAGAAGCUUGCGUCAGGGAAAGACUGAAAGUCUUGGAUAAUAUCCUCUGUGAAUUUUAGCCCCUUACCACGUACACCAUGGGCUCAGCAGCUUUUUUUGCAUUCACCAUCUUAAACAAACACCUCACUUGGUGGUCCUGGAGAGUGAGAGUGUGGGGGCUAGAUAUUAGUGGGGGCUUCAUGACUGUGAGGGGCCUCUUUGUCUCAAAGCAAGCAAGCGAAACGUAUACCAAAUUUAAUCUAUGUAAACAACAAAGGUCUAAACAAGCUUGCAUUGUUUCUCCAGUCCACACAGAAUGAAAAGCUGUGGGCUUUUGUCAAAUACCUGUAUGAUGAAAUGGGGCAAAGGGUGCGGCUCACGGAGACUGGAAACUAUCAGAAUAAAUCCUUCACCUAUGACGCCCUGCUGCUCUUCAGAGAGGGUGCCGUGUAUGAGAUCAAUGAAAAAGCUCGUACAUGCAAGAAAAGCCCUCUGACGGCAGCCUUCCAUCCUAUGGAAAUCCCAAAAAAUGCAUCUCUGCUGGGCCAGGCUGUUGUAGGCAGCUCAUCUAUACCCGGUGAAGGACUCCUGGUCAACACCUGGAUUGGAGAUCUGCCUGGGAAUACAGCAAAGUACAUCACCACCUUCACUAAAUCUGAAUGCAUCCCAGUCAGCACCGCAUACCAGACUAAAGACUUUGGAUGGAUGCUGACAAACUUCUUCAACAACGUCAUUGGGAUUUCUGACCCCAAUCAGCUCAACCCCCCCGACUACUGCCCAACAGAGAUGAGUGAAGAGCAGCCAGGAGUUUUCGCCAGCUUGUUCUUUAACCUGCACUGAGGGCUUCAUCAAGUUUUACCUUACACUGAGAUGACUUGUGUUGUGAACUGGCACUACAUAAAUAGAAAAAGAAGAGAAUAGAAUAGGAUGCCUUUGUUUGUCAUUAUAGCAAAUGUACAGUGAGAUUGGAAGGCCACUACUGUUUCAGUUCCACACUAUAGGAAUAAAUAAAUCAAAAUGAACUGCAUGUAAUUGAGUAGAGCAAGCAUUCAAACUUUAGAUAUAAUAUGGUGUCUCACAUUUAAAGCUGUUUCAAACCAUGUAUUUCCAAACAUACACAUGGUAAGCUGAUUUUUUUUUUUUUUUUUUUUUUUGUACUUCCCCAACCAGGAUGAGUUCCACCUUCUUUCUGGCACAGAAAUGAUGAAGUUUUUAGCUCUCAUCCAACAAGUGUUUUUGUUUUUGUUUGUUUGUUUGUUUGUUUUCAUUCAGUGGCAUGACUGUAACAGGUUAUUGCCUCAUUUUUGUUUUUUGUCCCAUUUUCUAACACUCAAAUGAUGUGUGACCCAAU
Archocentrus centrarchus (flier cichlid) is the source of this 1407-nucleotide messenger RNA. RefSeq names its product ependymin-like. The coding region runs from base 414 to 896 and encodes 160 amino acids. Gene Ontology annotation, molecular function: calcium ion binding. The record is from RefSeq and is a predicted model, not a curated record. Gene Ontology annotation, cellular component: extracellular region; lysosome. NCBI's taxonomy places the organism in Eukaryota, Metazoa, Chordata, Actinopteri, Cichliformes, Cichlidae. Gene Ontology annotation, biological process: cell-matrix adhesion. The transcript has 4 exons.